Molecule: messenger RNA, 2154 nt
Organism: Gamsiella multidivaricata
Lineage: Eukaryota; Fungi; Mortierellomycota; Mortierellomycetes; Mortierellales; Mortierellaceae
Product: Alg9-like mannosyltransferase family-domain-containing protein
Exons: 7
Coding region: 234-2141 (635 amino acids)
Biological process (GO): protein N-linked glycosylation
Cellular component (GO): endoplasmic reticulum membrane
Molecular function (GO): alpha-1,6-mannosyltransferase activity
Source: RefSeq, a predicted model, not a curated record
GUGACAUCUUGAUUUUAGGUUUCUUUGUAGUCCCACUGUUACGCGCCUGGCCCUCCCGCGCGGUCCUCUGCCCUCCUCAGUCCCUGAACCUUUUUCCCGCUCGUUUUUUUGACGUCUUCCCGUCGUGUUCUUCCUGUCUUUUUUGUCUUUUUUCCUUCAUCACCUCAUCCGUCCACAAGCAACCCACUCCCCUCUGAUUCAUUCCAAAAGACGAGUCUGUCUCACUGCUGAUCAUGGCCACAAGCGGGAUGGAGGAUCAGUGUAACGGUCAUCCCAACGGUCAUCCCAACAACCACAUGCGGAGUACCAGUACCAGUGCCAACAGCACGACUACAACCACCGUCAAAGACGCCCACGGACUGAAGGCACAACCAAAAUCCGUUCAGUUCCAAAAUCCGCCCUCGACGACUACCUUCUACACCACUACAUACAAGUCGACUUAUACCUCAUCAACAUGCUGGAAGAGCUCCCCGACAUCGACAUCAUGGACACCCACUGAAGUUAUUGUCCACAGCACAGUGCUGGUCUUGAUUCUGCUCCAUAUCUUGGUGGCGCCUUUUACAAAGGUCGAGGAGAGUUUUAACCUGCAGGCAGCACACGAUAUCCUCUCAUUUGGAGUCUCAAGCGAAAAUAUCAAGCAGUAUGAUCACCUAGAAUUCCCUGGAGUGGUUCCCAGGACAUUUGUGGGACCUUUAUUGCUGGCAGCCGGAAGUUGGCCCAUCAUGGCAAUCGCGCGUCUUCUCGGACUGGGAUCAGAGCUUCCCAAGGGACUUCUCGGCCAGAUCAUUGUCCGCACUGUGCUGGGGGUGUUCACAUUCCUGGGAUGGCAUCAGAUGAGCCGCGGGGUCCGACACCAGUUUGGAAGGACGACUGGUCUCUUGUUUAUGAUCGUCUCGGGUGUGCAGUUCCACUGGCUGUUCUAUGCUGGUAGAACCUUGCCCAAUACGUUUGCACUGAUUCUUGUGAAUGUGGCAUAUUCGUACUGGAUGCAGGCCUCGUCUCAGACCUCGCGCUUCGUCACUGCACAACGGUUGUUACGGAUGAUCGACUGUCUUGUCUUGAGCACCGUUCUAUUCCGCUCCGAGAUUUUGCUCCUCAUGGGGCCUAUCAUCCUCCUGGAGCUGGCCAUGACGCGCAUCCGAUUAUGGGAGACAGUGCUGGAGGGCAUCAAGGCCGGUGUUGUCAGUCUGGCCAUUGCCGUUGCCAUCGACUCUUGGUUCUGGAAGCAAUGGAUGUGGGCUGAGGGAGCCGUCUUCUGGUUCAAUGCUGUGGAGGGCAAGUCGGUGGCGUGGGGCGUUUCCCCCUGGUAUACGUAUUUCACGACAUUGUUGCCAAAGAUUUCGGGAUUGGCGCUGCCGUUGGCAUUGGGAGCGGUAGUGAUUGAGCCGAGGUUCCGAAGAUAUAUGUUACCGGCGGGAAUCUUUGUAGGACUGUAUUCGUUCUUGGGGCAUAAGGAAUGGCGAUUCGUGAUAUAUGUCGUGCCGAUCCUGAACUUGGGUGCUGCCGUUACACUUUCGUGGAUUGUCAAGCGCAAGACACUGGCGUAUCGAUUGUUGACGGUCGUUCUGUUCGGAGCACUUGGAUUGAGUUUCCUGUCGAGUGUGGCGCAGUCGCUAAUUUCGAGCCUUAAUUACCCUGGUGGACAGGCCUUGCAGCGUCUCCAUGAGCUGGAGCUGCCUCAUUUUCAUGCAGUAGCGACCGUUCACAUUGAUGGAGCAGCUGCCGAGACUGGAUGCAGUCGUUUUGGAGAAAUCGGAGCUAUGGCUACACCGGAACGUCGUUAUCCAUGGACAUAUUCCAAGGAUGAAUCGCAUAAGAAACGAAAGGACUAUGUACAGUACACGCAUUUGCUGACAGCGACACCGGAGUUGCAUAGGCACGAUUUUGAGAUUCUGGAGCAGGUGGAUGGAUAUGCGGGCAUGCAGCGUGUGCCAUUGUCACAGAUCCGAGAGACGUGUCCGAGGGCUGUGGAGAGGUUUUCGGAAAGAUUGAGGAAGGCUUCGUUUGUGGACGCGGUGACAAAGAAGGAAUUGGGAAAGGUUUGGGCAGGGUGCAGUCCGUUGCAGGUUAGGAUGGAGGGUCGAAUAUGGAUUAUGCGAAGAUUUGGUGCUGCGGGCCCUGAUGGGAUGAAAUGGACGUAAAAGAAUAGAGUGC